Messenger RNA from Oryzias latipes (Japanese medaka), 954 nucleotides. It is a transcript of the gene anapc10, whose product is annotated as anaphase promoting complex subunit 10. Gene Ontology annotation, cellular component: anaphase-promoting complex. NCBI's taxonomy places the organism in Eukaryota, Metazoa, Chordata, Actinopteri, Beloniformes, Adrianichthyidae. Gene Ontology annotation, biological process: protein K11-linked ubiquitination; anaphase-promoting complex-dependent catabolic process. The record is from RefSeq and is a predicted model, not a curated record.
AUGGCGGGAGGCGCGUGGGUUUGUGAGCGACCAGGACCUCUGACGUCAUCGAGAUGCGACAUAGAUGCUCGGAUCGAAGCAACACAUUUUGAACCAAAACAAAAGUGGAUUUUAAAGAGGAAAAACGCCCUUUAAAUGUGUUGAUGCGACGUUCUAAAGAAUGGCCACCGCAAGCAAAACCCCACCUGGUGCCGACCCGAAGCAGCUGGAGCGGACCGGCACGGUUCGAGAGAUCGGCUCCCAGGCCGUGUGGUCGCUGUCUUCCUGCAAACCAGGGUUCGGCGUGGAUCAGCUGAGGGACGACAACCUGGAGACGUACUGGCAGUCGGACGGCUCACAGCCUCACCUGGUCAACAUACAGUUCAGGAGGAGGACCACCGUGAAGAUGCUUUGCAUCUACGCCGACUACAAAUCGGACGAGAGCUACACCCCCAGUAAGAUCUCCGUCCGAGUGGGCAACAACUUUCACAACCUGCAGGAGAUCCGGCAGCUGGAGAUGGUGGAACCGAGCGGCUGGAUCCACAUCUCUCUGCUCAACCAGCGGACCAACGAGCCCAUCAGCACCUUCAUGAUCCAGAUCGCGGUUCUGGCCAACCACCAGAACGGCCGGGACACACACAUGCGGCAGAUCAAGGUCUACACGCCGGUGGAGGAGAGCUCCAUCGGCAAGUUCCCACGAUGCACCACGGUGGACUUCAUGAUGUACCGCACCAUCAGGUGAUCCCGGGAGGUGCUGGACCCGGAGCGGCGCCGGCCGGGACGGUUCUGAAGAACCUUCGUGCCAAACUUAGAGGAUGAAGAGGGAAGAGCCUGCAGGCCCAGAGCGGGACGUUUCCCACCAACAAACAUUUUCUAGACAAAAUAUUCAACUUUAUGUGGAAACAGCUGCAGUCUGAACACUUGACAUGUGGAAUUCUCCUUUUUUAAUGUAAAUAAAACCUUUUCACAAAUUCA